Trifolium pratense (red clover) is the source of this 1760-nucleotide messenger RNA. Its product is annotated as putative pentatricopeptide repeat-containing protein At1g03510. Gene Ontology annotation, biological process: RNA modification. The record is from RefSeq and is a predicted model, not a curated record. Lineage: Eukaryota; Viridiplantae; Streptophyta; Magnoliopsida; Fabales; Fabaceae. The transcript has a single exon. Gene Ontology annotation, molecular function: RNA binding; protein binding. The coding region runs from base 251 to 1576 and encodes 441 amino acids.
UGAAAACAAAGUUUAAUCUUAAAAUCUAACCUCAAACUUUGAAAAAUAUGUUAUGAAGUCAAGGGUUAAAAAAAAUGUAUAAUCUUUUAAAAUAAAAUAAAACUUUAAUUAAAAGUCUAGUUCAUGAUGGAUCUCAACAUCACAAAAGAAAUUUACCUUUUGUAUCUCAGUUUCCAUCGAAGAAGUAGCUCCAUUUAGCUUUGUCACUCGUAUACUGAUUUUGUGGAGGUGUUUUGUUGAAUUGAAAGCAAUGGCAUCUUGUUCCUCCUUUUUGAAUUCAGCUUCAACCAAUCACCAGCGUCUCCUUUCAAUGACAAAGCUAAUAACAUCACACGUAAACCAAUCUCGUCACAAACAAGCUUUAUCAAUCUUCCACAACAUGCACUCCACUUUAUACAUGUCCCUUGACCCACACGUCUUCACUCUUGUCCUCAAAUCCUGCACCACCCUCCACCUUCCCCAUCUCGCCACUUCCAUUCACUCUCACCUCAUCAAAUCUUCAUUCCUCGAAAACAACCCAUUCCUUUCUUCCUCCCUCCUCAACUUCUACGGUCAUUGCAUUUCCCUCAACUCUGCACACCAACUGUUCGACGAAACUCCUCAUAGAAAUAUCAUUGUUUGGAACUCCAUCAUUGCACUUUAUUCACGUUCACAACAUAUAACAACUGCUAUUAACCUAUUUAAUCUCAUCAAUGUACCACGUAAUGAGUCCACUUUCAACCCAAUUAUUGCUGCUUUAUCAUUAUCGAAUCAAAACAAUGCUUCCUUUAAAGCUAUAAAUUUCUACCGUAAAAUGAUUGAGUUGAGACUCAAGCCGACUUUGAUCACGCUUCUUGCUCUUCUUCCGGCUUCUGUUUCAAUUGCGGCGUUGAAUUUGAUUAAAGAGAUUCAUGGUUAUGCAAUAAGGAAUGAUAUUGAUUGGCAUCCUCAAUUGAGUAGUGGGUUGAUAGAAGCUUAUGGUAGAUGCGGUUGUUUGAUGAAUUCGCGUAAAGUUUUUUUGAAGAUGAGGGAUUGUGAUAAAGAUGUAGUUGUUUGGAGUAGUUUGAUAUCGGCUUGUGCAUUGCAUGGUGAAGCUAAGGAAGCUUUGGAGAUUUUUCGAGAAAUGGAAGUUUCGGGUGUGAAGCCUGAUGGGAUUACUUUUCUUGGUGUUUUGAAAGCUUGUAGUCAUGCUUGGUUGGAUGACGAGGCUUUGUAUUGUUUUAUGAGGAUGCAUAAGGAUUAUGGUGUUGAGCCGAAUAGCGAACAUUAUUCUUGUUUGGUUGAUGUUUUGAGUAGGUGUGGGAGAUUGUAUGAAGCUUAUGAGGUUAUUAAAAGGAUGCCUGUGAAGGUCACUGCUAAGGCAUGGGGUGCUCUUCUUGGUGCUUGUAGGAACUAUGGAGAGUUGGGGUUGGCUGAGAUAGCGGGGAAGGCUUUGGCUGAGGUUGAGCCAGAUAAUGCUGCGAAUUAUGUUCUGUUGGCUAAGAUUUAUGCUAGUAUUGGGAGACAAGAUGAAGCUGAUAGAAUGAUAAGGGAAAUGAAAGAGAAGGGAGUGAAGACUAGGGGUGGUAGUAGUUGGGUUGUGCAUUCAGAGUCAUAACAUUAAUUGCAUGUGUCGUGGUUUUAAUUUGCAGUCACAGUUGAAAAGAAGUUUUUUAUGUUGUUGAGAAUCACAAACACAUAUUAUUGGUGUAUUCAGAGCCAGGACAUUAAUUGCACGUGUCGUGGUUUUAAUUUGCGGUCACAGUUGAAAAGAAGUUUUUAAUGUUGUUGAGAAUCACAAA